Molecule: messenger RNA, 468 nt
Organism: Prunus armeniaca (apricot)
Lineage: Eukaryota; Viridiplantae; Streptophyta; Magnoliopsida; Rosales; Rosaceae
Source: the annotation of a GenBank genome assembly
AUGAUAUGUGGCGGCUGCAUUGCGGCGAAGGACGGGGAGGAGAGGGCCGGGCUCGGGGCGGAGUUUCGGAAAGUGGUGUCGGAGAUGACGGAGCUCGUAGGUCGGCCCAAUGUUUCGGAUUUUUUUCCGGGUUUGGGUCGGUUCGAUUUGCAGGGUAUAAAGAAGCAGAUGGAGGGGCUGGUGCGGAGGUUUGAUGGGAUAUUUGAGCAGAUGAUUGGUCAACGGCUGAGGAUGGAGGAGGAAGGCGCGAAAGAGACUCAAGAUUUUGACUUUUUUGUUGAAAUUGAAAGAGGAGGGAGGAGAUUCCAAGACGCCUCUGACCAUGACUCACAUCAAGCUCUGCUCAUGGCCAUCCCCAACGGGGGCCUUAAAUGGGGCUGUACCAUUGGGCCUAAAAAAUAUAGAGCUCAAAUGCCAGAAGGCAUCCCAACAGAAUUCUAUAGUGAGGAUCUAAUAUAUGACCUUUAG